Saprolegnia parasitica CBS 223.65 is the source of this 813-nucleotide messenger RNA. RefSeq lists its product as hypothetical. Gene Ontology annotation, molecular function: transmembrane transporter activity. Lineage: Eukaryota; Oomycota; Saprolegniomycetes; Saprolegniales; Saprolegniaceae. The coding region runs from base 1 to 813 and encodes 270 amino acids. Gene Ontology annotation, cellular component: membrane. The transcript is spliced from 2 exons. The record is from RefSeq and is a predicted model, not a curated record.
AUGGUCGAGCGAACGUACUGGAAGGAGCUCCUUCCCGCCAAGCUCGUCUACGUGCUCUUCAACGUCGGCGCGAGCUCGGUCCAGAACUUCCUCCCCGUCUACUAUAGCACGUACUUCAACAAGUUUGAAAUCGGCCUUCUCCAGACGAUCCCAUGCCUCUGCUCGCUCCUCGCGCCGCCGCUCUGGGGCGCAAUCGCGAGAUCUGCUCCAGAAGCAGCGCCUUACGUGCUCGGCCUUCUCCUCGUCGUCUUCCUCGGUGGCACCAUGUUUGGCAUCAUCUCGGCCUUCUUGAUGCUCAACUUGUAUGAGCUCAGCGGCGGGUCGGCGCAGAUCGUGGGUAUUGCGAUCUUCUGCGAGACCUUCUCGGAGCUCCCGGCGUUUUACUUUGCCGACGCCAUCAUUGACCGCCUCGGGACCGUCAAGGUGCUCGCAAUCUCGAUUCUGGCAUAUGGUAUCCGGCUCACGUGCUAUGCGCUCAUGACGAACGCGUGGUAUGUGCUGCCUAUCGAGCUGCUCCACGGCUGCACAUACGGCCUCGCGUGGGCUGCGAGCACCAAGUACAUUUUUGCCGAAGUGCCGCGCGGCACGGAAGGCUUGAUGAUGGGCAUCCUCAGCGCGGUACAGACGGGCCUCGGACGCGGCGUCGGCACGUCAGUUGGCGGGUACCUCUACAACACGUACGGCGCGAGCUACAUGUGGGCGGCGGCCGACAUGGGCGUGCCGCUCGCCUUUCUCGGUCUCUACAUCUUUUCGUGCACGAUGCCAACGCACAAGACGGCGACCGCCGCCGAGUCGAGUCCGCUUUUGGUGUAA